AUGCUGGAUCAACAUAACCAACUCGUGAAAACCUUUAGGCGAGUUCGGCAACAGCUUCAAGAUUCUUCAACAACGAAUUUAAAGCUUCGAAUAUUUGGGGCGAAGAGCAGGAAUCGGCAAUAUGAUUUGCCUAGCAGCACUGAGAUUGCAGCGCUUAUACCAGGCUUCAGUAUCGCAGUGGCGAAGGUCAUACGAUUGUUCGGGCUGGAAAAGCUCUUCAGCAUUUUUGUAUUUGAUGCUUACUCAUCGAUAGAACUAAACAUGCUGGCUUUUCUGCGUUAUCAUCAGCCACAACUUAGAUGUGAGGUUUAUCAAGGACUACAGGAUGCGAUGGCGCGGGGUGAUCUUGACAGAGAUAAAAUGGGCCAUAUUGUACUCCCGGGUACCUAUAUAGGUAGCCCACGGUAUAUGCAACAACUAUAUCAUGAUGCUAUGGCGGCGGUCGAAUUCUUUGGAAAUCCUGAUUUAUUCAUUACAUUCACCUAUAAACCAAAGGUGGUUUCAAGGGUCUUCCACGCUAAGCUAAGCAUUCUCAUAGAUGACAUUAAGAAAAACUCCUACUUUGGAAAAACAAUUGCAACUGAAAUUUCAGACCCUCAACAAGAUCUAGUUGGAUAUGAAGCUGUCUGUAGAUUCAUGUUGCAUGGUCCAUGCGGUGAAGCAAAUACAAAUGCACCGUGCAUGCGAGACAAGAAAAAACACGCGAAUGGGAAAUGUUCCAAACAAUAUCCAAAGGAUUUCAAUUCAACCACCACAUUAGACAAGUUUGGAAAUGUAGUCUAUAGAAGAUCAAACACUGGCGUCGAGGUUCAAAAGGGAAGUUCAGUACUUGACAAUCGACAUGUUGUUCCAUACAACAGGAAUUUGUUGAUCAGAAUGCAAGCUCAUAUAAAUGUUGAGGUAUGUCACAAAGGCAAACUUAUUAAAUAUCUUUUUAAAUAUGUGACAAAAGGGCCGGAAAGAUCAUUGGUUAUUGCUGAAAACGCUGAUGCAUCGCAAAUAAUCCAGAAAUGCAAUCUUAGAGGCAUAGAGCAAAAAGUAACUUAUAAGAAACAAUCCAAUGUUCGAAAUGUUUUGGGAAAUCCUAAUGUCGGGAAGACACAUUUGACAGAAUGGUUUGCUCUUAAUCGCAGGGAUCCUCAGGCAAGAGUCUUGACAUAUGCACAGAUACCAAAUAAUUACACCUGGCUUCCUGACUGUAAAGAGUGGAACCCUCGCAAGAAAGGAUUUGUGAUAGGGAGGGUUGCAUAUGUACCACCAGGUUCUGGCGACGUAUUUUUCCUCCGAAUGAUACUCACAAAAGUCCGUGGCGCUCUCAGCUAUGCUCAUCUCAGAACUGUCAAUGGAGAACUUUGUCCAGAUUUUGAAAAAGCUUGUGAAAAACUGUGUCUCUUAUCAGAUACUUCAUAA
Linum trigynum is the source of this 1410-nucleotide messenger RNA. The record is from the annotation of a GenBank genome assembly. NCBI's taxonomy places the organism in Eukaryota, Viridiplantae, Streptophyta, Magnoliopsida, Malpighiales, Linaceae.